UUUGGCCCAUCUUAUAAAUACACCUUUCUACCUUCUCACCAACAAGCUAUAGCUUAGCUGCCAUAUUUUCCAUCAACACUCUCAAUCCGAAAACCUAACUACGAAAUAUGAGGCAAUUCGAUCCAUGGCCUGUUUUCUUCCGCCGUGAAUGGAGCCGUAACUGGCCGUUCCUUGUUGGUUUCGCCGUCACCGGCGCUAUCAUCACCAAGAUGUCCCUUGGUUUCACUGAGGAAGAUAGGAAGAACUCUCGAUUUGCGCAGAGGCACAAGAAGUAAGUUUAGUCAUUGGUUGA
Molecule: messenger RNA, 292 nt
Organism: Solanum verrucosum
Lineage: Eukaryota; Viridiplantae; Streptophyta; Magnoliopsida; Solanales; Solanaceae
Product: ATP synthase small subunit 6, mitochondrial
Exons: 2
Coding region: 108-275 (55 amino acids)
Source: RefSeq, a predicted model, not a curated record